AUGCUUGUUGCUGAAUGUUUAACAUCACUAUUAUUUCCAUUUGAAUGGACACUUUAUGUUCCAAUUGUCUUCACUGCUGCUCUUGUUUGUCUUGAUGUACCUGUAUCUGCUAUAAUGGGUCUUCGUAUAAAUAAAUUCAAUAGAAAUUCCGAUAAUAAUAAUACUGAUGAUGAUGAUGGUUAUAGUGAUACAAGUGAUGAAGCAACUUUUGAAGUUCAACGAUGUUUUAUUCAUAUUGAUACAGAAAAAAUAAAUAAUAAACCAAGUCAAGCAUUAUCGAGACUUGCAGCUAUUACUAAACGUGCUGGAAUUGUUGUUAAUAAUAAUGAAGAUGAAAAUAGAUUAUUUCAAAUAUUUUAUUCUUUUUUAUAA
Messenger RNA from Rotaria sordida, 372 nucleotides. The record is from the annotation of a GenBank genome assembly. Lineage: Eukaryota; Metazoa; Rotifera; Eurotatoria; Philodinida; Philodinidae.